Messenger RNA from Pseudo-nitzschia multistriata, 2660 nucleotides. The record is from the annotation of a GenBank genome assembly. Lineage: Eukaryota; Bacillariophyta; Bacillariophyceae; Bacillariales; Bacillariaceae.
CUCAAUUUUUUAUGCAUGAACGAAUUACUUGUAUUCAGUCGAAAUGUCUUGAUGCAGAGAAGCGUAUUGGAUCUCUYGUUGGAGCAGCAUUUCCGAAACUGCAAAUCUKUACUGGAGUCCUAUCGUCCCGAUCCCGAUCCAGAUCGAUCCAAUACACUGGUCUCAAGAAAAGAUCACAUCCUAGAACUGUUCAGUUCGCCAAAUCCCCGUUUUCUUUGCCCUCGUCGAUGGCGGUUCCACCCUUGUUGAUUCUUCCCCCAGAAUGGCGCCCGGGGGUCCGGCUGUUGCAACCAAGAACRUUUUGGAUCCUGCUCGUUCUCAUGGUGUUCACGAGAGAGGGAGUCGAAAGCAUUUGCUUAUGGAUGUUUGAGGUUCUUUCCCUCAGUGCCUGGCAGACCUUCUCGUACGCGAUUUUGGACGGAACCUCCACCCACUGGGAGGGCGACGACGCGCCCUUCGUGUUGCCGCCUUGCGGUGUCGGUGUGGUGCGCCGACCCUUCUGGCGCCGGACGAAACGGGCCCCGCGAGAUUGCAGCACUUCCAUGAUGUUCAUGGCGAUGUUUGGUUUCUCGCUGCGCUUGGCGAUAAAGUAGUCCGUUUGRUACUCGGACACUAGCUGCCGGAAUUCUUCGUUUCCGGCGUGGUAGUUGGUCGGGGCCCCCCUGCCACAAACAAUGUCCGUGUCUCUCAGCUCGACGAAAGGCAGCGAGGGCAGAAACGUCGAGGCGCUCGUUUUGCGUUUGUCGCCGGGGGUCACGAUGGCCUUGGUCGAGGAUGCAGGAAAGUUGAUCCUCACGGCUUCGGGGGACACCUUUUUCCUUCCGUCCUUGCCCACGGGAGUGACCCUCGAAAUCGCGUUCUCGGAAKAGUCGGAGCACGGUGUUUCGGGUCUCUCGCUGGAUCCUKGCGCAGCGGGUGUGUGCGGCGAUGGGCAACCCGAGCGACCAAAGCCCCCUGGAGUCGAGACCGGAUGGCCAGAGUGGCGAACGCAAGGACUCCUUCUCCGGCUGCCCUCGUCGUUUCCUCCUUCGCACCACGCUGGCGGCGGAGGCGACGGGCCACUCGGAAGAGAGAACGAGCUGUUGGACGAAGCAUAGCCUUGCCGGUAGUAGUCGGGGAGAGGAGGUGGCGGUGGAGAGGGGGAGAAAUAGUGCUGGUCGUAGGCUUGGGGAGGGUAUGGCUGCGGUGCGUACUCGGGGCCGUACCACCCGCUGCUGUAAUAGGCCGGGGGGGGAUAGCCGUAGUGCCGGUCGUGUUGGCAGGGAUGGUCCGGCGGGGGAGCAUCUGCUCUUGCAUCCCCCGCGGUCGAACCGCAGGGAUGGGUCCUCGGGGGCGGCACGGCCACCGGAGAAUACCKKCSCUGCUCGUGGCUGCGGGUUGCGCGCGAGGCCACGGUCGCCGACUGGUUGCUCCGCUGCGGGGUGGCCGCGCUGGAGGUGCAACCGUCGUGGUCGUAGUCGUGGUCGUAGCCGUGUGCUUGUGCGCGUUCCGCCGAAGAGUCCUCGUCGUAGAACCGGAAGUGCCGGUGGCGGUGGGUGCUCUUGCCCAGGCGAUCUAGGAAGAAGCCACUGUUGUAGCUCGUUGGUGGAGGAGGUGGCACGGGUGGGGCCAGACACGCCKGGGGAGAGGGACGGGGGAGAACCUCCUCGUCGCGUCGCCUCGGAUUGGUCCUGUCGCUCGUUGUCUUGACAGCGAGGGGACGGAUGACCUCUUUGUUCUUGUGGAUGUUGCUGUUGCUGUUGCUAGCAACGUAUGUCUUGUCGUCAAAAGGAGCCAUUCUAGCUGGUGCAUAAAAGGCUGGUGCACAAAAGGCUGGUGCACAAAAGGAAGGGUGAUAAGACGAAAAGUAGUGACGAGGAGGAUAAGAGUGUCCCGGGAGAUAGUGAGAAGGUCCUGUAUAGUACUUGUAGUUGUUUGUGUUUGGAGCUUCGAAUUGCUGGUUGUUCGGUGGAAACGAAUAGUUCAAUGGAAAGUAGAUAAAUGGCGGGUUGUGGGGAGACGGAGCAUGCGGUUUGGAAUGUUCAUCUUCGCGUGCCGUUACAGGGUGGUUUGACAACGUUGCACGACCGGUGUGCAGGUUCGCAGUUCUGUCACGGGCAGUGUUCGUUUCGAUUUUACUCACGCCACUGUCCCCGUGCGGUUCUAAAAGCCUUUCRCCUUYAUUCGUGCCAUUCUUUUCCUUCGUCUCGUUCGGUCCGCUUCCAUAAUGACCUUGGCGAUCCGAGUCUUGCUCUUUUUGCUUAGGCUUCCGGGAUUUCAUCGCCGUAUCUCGCGGUAAAUCGCCAAAGAGGUGCGCAACAGUGGAGGGAGUCCGAGUAGGGUGCUCUGGGUGGGGCAAAGGCAAUGGUCGAAGGCAUCGAUUUCCGACUUGUCGUCGAAGGAUUUUUGCUCUGGUGGUGGGUCCAUUUUUGUGGCAAUCUGCUUGUUGGCGACGGCAGAAAAUCGGUGUCGAUGGAUCAUUAUCGGUCUCGUUCAACCCGCCCCACUGGACGCAGAUGAUCGCAUGGGUGUGAUGUAGUCAAUUCACCUUUUUCAAGAUCGUGAUUUGUGGAAGCUUUUCGUUCCAUUCAACCGACGGGACAUCGUUUGAAAUUCGGGAAUCGCCGAGCGCGCAAGAAACUUACGUAAAGCCCCUUUUUUAAUCAAAUCCCACGCGACCA